Messenger RNA from Myotis daubentonii (Daubenton's bat), 684 nucleotides. RefSeq names its product glycolipid transfer protein-like. Lineage: Eukaryota; Metazoa; Chordata; Mammalia; Chiroptera; Vespertilionidae. The record is from RefSeq and is a predicted model, not a curated record. The transcript has a single exon.
AUGGCGCUGCUGGCCAAGCACCUGCUGAGGCUGCUGCCCGCAAACAACAAGAUCGAGACCGGGCCCUUCCUGGAGGUGGUGUCCCACCUGCCACUCUUCUUUCAUUGCCUUGGGUAAUGAAAAGAUUUAAAUGUGUUUACGCCCAUCAAGGCAGACAUAAAUGGUAACAUUAUGAAAAUCAAACUUAUGUACAACACCGCCCCGGCCAAGUUCCUGACCCUGCAGGACAUCCUGGAGGCGGAGAAGGGAAUGUAUGGAGCAGAGUGGCCCCAAGUGGGAGCCACGCUAGUGCUGAUGUGGCUGAAAAGGGGCCUCCGCUUCAUCUGGGUCUUCCUGCAGUGCAUGUGUGAUGGGGAGCAGGACGAGAGCCACCCCAAGUUCAUCUGCCUCAAUGCCACCAAGGCCUAUGAGGUGGCGCUCAAGACGUACCACGGCUGGAUCAUGCAGAAGACCUUCCAGGCAGUGCUGUAUGCCGCGCCCUACAAGUAUGACUUUCUGAAACCGCUCGCCAAGGGCCAGAACGUGACGGAGGAGGAGUGCAUGGAGAAGGUCCGCCUGGUCCUGGUCAACUAUGUGGCCACCACUGACGUCAUCUACGAGAUGUACACCAAGAUGAGCGCUGAGCUCAACUACAAGGUGUAGGCGUGCCCAGCAGCCGGCACUCCCAGAAACAGAUGAGCCAGA